AUAACAGAACCUGCUUUACUUUCUUUGUCUUCUUGUUCCCCACCGCCAUUCUCAAAGUCAUCAAAACCACUAGUUUACUUCCAUCUCUCCCCUUCUUCAUCAAUCAAUCUCUCUCUCUCUCUCCCACUCUCACACAUUCAUCUACAGAGAGAUGGAGAUGGUCUGCAUGACAUAUGACAUGUUCUAAUCCAACAUCUCCUCCAGCACUAUUCUGUAGGAGUUUUUGAUACUAAACCCACUUAACUUGGACCUUAAAGUUUGCAUCUUUACAAAAAUCAAGAAAUGGGAACAUCAAGAACUAAAGAAAAAUCUACAUUAUCCACAGUUUGUUUCAUUAUUCUCACUCUUUCAAAUGUUUUUCAGCCUACCAUUUAUGUUAGUGAUGCUGCUGCAACACAACCAAUUAAAACAAUUGUUGUGUUAGUACUGGAGAACAGAUCUUUUGAUCAUAUGCUUGGUUGGAUGAAAACCUCAGUAAAUCCCAGGAUCAAUGGUGUCACAGGGAAAGAAUGCAACUCCAUUUCGACAAAGCAGAAAGGCGAAAAAGCAGGAACAAUCUGCUAUACUAAUGAUGCUGAGUAUGUGGAUCCAGAUCCUGGUCACACAUUUGAAGCUGUUGAGCAACAGGUAUUUGGUUCUGGCUCCAUUCCUUCAAUGUCUGGUUUUGUUGAACAAGCCUUGUCAGUGUCACAGAAUUUGUCACAGACAGUUAUGAAAGGUUUUAAGCCUCAGAGUUUGCCUGUUUUUGCAUCAUUAGUACGCGAAUUCGCGGUUUUUGAUAGAUGGUUUUCUUCGAUUCCUGGUCCAACUCAGCCUAAUAGGUUGUUUGUGUACUCUGCUACUUCUCAUGGAUCAACAAGCCAUGUGAAGAAGCAAUUAGCUUCAGGGUACCCUCAGCAUACAAUUUUUGAUUCCCUGUUUGCUGACAAUAAGGAGUUUGGGAUUUACUAUCAAAAUAUACCUACCACUCUUUUCUAUAGAAAUUUGAGGAAAUUGAAGUACAUAUUUAAGUUCCAUGAUUACGAUUUGAAGUUCAAGAAAGAUGCUAAAAGUGGGAACUUGCCUAGCUUGACAGUGAUAGAGCCGAGGUACUUUGAUUUAAAGGGUAAUUCAGCUAAUGAUGAUCAUCCCUCGCAUGAUGUGGCUAAUGGACAGAAACUGGUGAAGGAAGUUUAUGAAGCAUUAAGGUCGAGUCCUCAGUGGAAUGAGACACUUUUGGUCAUUACUUACGAUGAGCAUGGUGGAUUUUAUGAUCAUGUCCAAACUCCAUAUGUUAAUGUUCCUAGUCCUGAUGGCAAUACAGGUCCUGCACCUUCUUUCUUUAAGUUUGAUCGGCUUGGUGUUCGUGUUCCAACAAUCAUGGUGUCUCCUUGGAUCAAGAAAGGAACCGUGAUAAGCAGGCCAAAAGGACCAACUCCGAACUCUGAGUUUGAGCACUCUUCAAUCCCAGCUACCAUAAAGAAAAUGUUCAGCCUCUCUUCCAACUUUUUGACACACAGAGAUGCUUGGGCUGGCACAUUUGAAGCGGUUGUUGGCGAAUUAACCUCUCCUAGAACUGAUUGCCCCGUGAUCUUGCCAGACGUGACACCUUUAAGAACCACAGAGGCAGAUGAAGAUAGGCAUUUAUCAGAGUUUCAAAGUGAAAUAGUCCAACUGGCUGGUGUUCUUAAUGGUGACCACUUCUUAAGCAGCUUCCCUAAUGAAAUGAGCAGCAAGAUGACUGUGAGAGAAGCUCACUACUAUGUAAAAGGUGCCAUAUCAAGGUUCUUAGCAGCAAGUAAGGAUGCCAUCAACUUGGGUGCUGAUGAAUCUGCCAUUGUAGAUAUGAGGUCUUCCCUCACUACCAGAUCCUCGGUUCAUCAUUGAUGAAUACAGAAGAAGUUUUGUGUAUUAAUAUAGUGUCCAGCCUUUUUGUUUUCUUAUCUUUCUUGGUUGAUUCCUCUUCAUUGUUCACUAGAAUCGAUAUCCUAUAUUAAUCUCUAAAAGAGCUUGGAAUGUAAAAUUAGAAAGAGCUAAUUUGGUUGUUGUCAUGUGCCAAGCUCCAACAAGUGUGUUUUUGGCUCAUCUAAACAAAAGUUGAGCAUUUUAGUCUAUGGAUUAUAAGCUUAAUAGUGUA
Messenger RNA from Daucus carota subsp. sativus, 2116 nucleotides. RefSeq names its product non-specific phospholipase C6. Gene Ontology annotation, biological process: phospholipid catabolic process. The coding region runs from base 283 to 1866 and encodes 527 amino acids. The record is from RefSeq and is a predicted model, not a curated record. Gene Ontology annotation, molecular function: hydrolase activity, acting on ester bonds. Lineage: Eukaryota; Viridiplantae; Streptophyta; Magnoliopsida; Apiales; Apiaceae. The transcript has 3 exons.